Molecule: messenger RNA, 5116 nt
Organism: Coregonus sp. 'balchen'
Lineage: Eukaryota; Metazoa; Chordata; Actinopteri; Salmoniformes; Salmonidae
Source: the annotation of a GenBank genome assembly
AUCCAAGAGGCCACUGUGUACUGGGAUGCUGCCCAGAAGAGUGUGAUUCUGAAGGAGGGGGUGUUGGAGAAAGAAGGGGGUGCCUAUGGCUAUUACAAUGAUACUCUCCUCCUGACGGGCUGGGGGGUACUGGAGAUUCGGGCAGGGUAUGGGGAGACCCCCGAGAGUGAUGAGACCACUUCCUUCUUGGCUGGGUAUCUGGAAGGGUUCCUCACCGCAGAGUGAGUGCUUUCACUGCUUUGUUACAAAUGACACUGAUGUUCGUUUUAUCUUUAUUUAGCGCUGUUCAUGCCUAUACAUUCAUUAUAGACAUCAUCAGUAUUGAGAGUGAGAAUCCUUUAGGAAAUGUUGAGGAAAUUUUGACUCUGGCUUUCUCUCUCCAUCAGGCAGAUGUUUAGCCACUAUGCCAACAUAUAUCCUCAGAUGAUUAAAGACGAGAAGAUUCUGGACCCCUUGAAAGAUUUCAUGAUGUAAGAUUCCCUUUUAUUCUAUAGACCAGCGGUUCUCAACCUUUUCCUUUCUGGGGACUACCAAAUCACUAUCGAAAGCUCGAGGACCACCAUUCGCGGAAUCACAGAUUUUCUUUUUACAUCAAAUAUCUUGAUGGUCAAAUGUAGUCCAUUUUAGCAGUGAAUGUAACAAAUUAAAGGCCUAUAAUUAUUAUAAUAUCUGAAUACCUGAGUCGGUCCACAGUAAACAGGACUACUGGACCAGAGAGCAGGUGAAGUUGAGGAGAAACACUGACCCCUUGUGGCUGCAUACAGGACUGAUCCUGGCUCAACUGGAUGGGCUACAGGCUGGAGCUGCAUACUGGGCUAAGAGCAGGCAGAGAGAGGUGUGUGGGAGUGAGAGAAAGGUGUGGGGAAAGGUGUGUUUUGAAGAUUAUUUUCUGUAUGCGAGCAUCAGAUUUUCCUCCAACCUAAUGGAAUCUGUAGAUUCACAAACCCCUAAUUGCAAACCAAAAACAGUUCCCAGUCCUUUAUGCAAAUCCCAACUGACCCCUUUCUUCCCCCUCUUUACGUCCUAGCCUCUGUCCAUGUUUGCGCUGCAGUUUCUGAAUGAAGUUGGAGACCUGCUGGACCUGAUUCCAGCGCUGACGCCACGCUUCAACUCCUCCCGAGGCCCUGUGCCAGUUAUGGGCCACUGCUCAGCUCUCAUAAAGGUCAGAGGUCAAGUGAAUUUGGCUGGGAUGAGGUCUGGUCGUUUGUUUAGCUCAUGAUUGGUGGUGUUUAUAGUUUAUUUAUACCUGACUUGCAUAUCAUCCCCAUGAGUGGAGUUAUACAAUGCGAUUUCCAUAAUCUACAAAAGAUAUUCAGCCACUGUUAAAGCGUAUUGGUUUAUAAUGAUAUAGAUACCUUUUUUAUUGAGCUUACAUUUUUCUACAGGAGUGGAUUAAUACCUUUCUCAGAUCCAGUUUUCUCUUCAGUUCAUGCACGAGGUAGUGGUGCCUCAACCACAAAAGCCUGUGAUGUAACACCAUGUGUUUGGUGUCUUUAUCCUGUUCUCUGUGUAGGUUCUGCCAGGCUUUGAGAACCUGCUGUUAGCCCACUCCAGCUGGUUCAGCUACGCUUCCACCAUGCGUAUCUACAAACACUGGGACUUCAGGCUGGCCGACACACACACCGCCACGGGCAAGAUGUCCUUCAGCAGCUACCCUGGUACAAGAACGAUUGAAUUUGAUUGAUAUAGCGCUUUAUAUUGAACCCUUGACUGGGAACACAUUCUCAUUUACAGCAACGCCCCGGGGAAUAGUAACAGGGGAGAGGAGUGAAUGAGCCAAUUGGAAGCUGGGGAUGAUUAGGUGGCGAUGAUGGUAUGAGGGACAGAUUUGGAAGCCUGGUUCCUCAUUUUCAAGUCAAGGGGGUUAAGUGAUGUUAUUGAAGAUUUGCCAUUUUCCCUAUCAAACAAUAUAUUGUGGCUUAAAAGUGCUAUUUUUAGAGUUAAGCAGGGAAUAUUAUCUCACUCUCAGUGCAGAAACCCACUACAUUAAAAACUACUAAAAUACACUCAGGGAUCUAGGAUUUGAAUUUAUCUAGCCCUUCUUCUGUGUACAAGCUUACCACAGUCUCUCGGGACUGAAAUCGACUACAUUAUAAUGACAUUUUUAAUUACCCUGUGGUGCUAGGAAUGUUACACCUCACAUAUGUCCUUACCCUUAGCCCGGCUUAUUUUUUUCUCUACACUAUGGUGCAAGGGAUGCUAUACUACUCCCACAUCCCACUCCAAGCCGCCCCCACAUGUCCUCUCCCCUCCUUCACCCCUCAAUGUCCUCCUCUCCUUUCCUAACCAGACAUGCACUGAUCUCCCCCUCUCUCCUCUCCCCUCUUUCCUGCCAGGCUUCCUGACAUCCUUGGAUGACUUCUACCUGCUGGGCAGUGGGCUGCUGAUGACUCAGACCACCAACAGUGUCUUCAACACCUCUCUGUUCACCCUGGUCACCCCCCACAGCCUGCUGGCCUGGCAGAGGGUGCGGCUGGCACACGCCCUGGCACGCACCGGGGAGCAGUGGGCACACAUCUUCUCUAAGUACAACUCCGGUAAUGCCUGGGGUGUGGAGGAUGUUUCUGGGAUUGGGUUUUGUGAUUUGUGUAAUAACCUGUACUUGCAUGAAUAACCUAUGCGCUUUUGUUUAGGUGUGGUGAGGUGUGAGGAUCGACUUUGUGAUUUGUGUGCUACUGUACUUGUUAAUGAUUGCAGGAUUACAUGUUUUCUGUGCAGUAACACUAGGUAGUUUAUGUUGAAUUGAUUGUUGCAUAGUAUGAUAAAUGGCAUAGUAUGUUACACACCAUGUGAUGUAUCGCCUUAGGCCCUGACCACAGAUGAUGGAACUGUCCUGUUCUCUAAGGGUGUACUGUAGUCUGUCUUUGUUAAUAGAGCCAUUGCAGCAGGAGAUGACAACUUGUUGCUUAGGAGGAACAGUACAGCUUGUUCUCACUGAGGGGACUGACUGGCCAUAGCCUCUGUGUCUCUGGAACCUACAGUAACCAGAAAGUGACACCUGAUACGUGCCCAUUAUGAUGGUAUACAUGCGAACUCUGCUCACCAGUUCCAUAUUCAAAUACCCUAUUUUUCCGGGUAUCUGCAUGUUCCAGUGUAGUGCAUGGGUUCACCACAGUCCCAAGCCAUGACAUACUGCAUAUCAGGAGGAGACUUGUUUCUCCUGUCUUUUCAAGGACCUGUAAUAACCAGUAGAUAAUCAACAACAAACCAAGUUAACCACCACUAAUAACACAACUACAUUUCCCCUCCCUCCCUCCUCAGGAACCUAUAACAGCCAGUACAUGGUGCUGGAUCUGAGCAGGGUGUCGUUGGGGAGGAGAAUAAGGGAUGGGGCUCUGACUGUGGUGGAGCAGAUACCAGGACUGGUGCUACACUCUGACCAGACACAGGCCCUGCGACAGGGUAAGGGACAGUCUCAUUUCAGUCUGUUGAUAUAACGCUAAACUGGUGGAUAUACAUGGGUUAUAUGCCAUCCUAAUUGACACUCUAGGAUUAAUAAAGUCUUAUUGGAUUGAACUUCAUAUGCUUCCCCCAAAUGUAAUGAAUUGAUUGACAAGCUGAUAUGUUGCUACAUUUAUUUUCAAAGCCUGGGGGAGAAUGAUAAAUGUAUUGUUUGUAUAAUGUGAUUAAAUGGCAGCUGUACUAGCCAUGAUUAUUAUCUAUAUGUGUAUAUUGUAAAAUAAAAUUGUGUUUUACUACCAAUAUGUGCAUGACACUUAAAGGCCCAGUGCAGGCAAAAAUUAGAUUUUCCUGUGUUUCAUAUAUAUUUCCACACUAAGAGGUUGGAAUAAUACUGUGUAAUUGUGGAAAUUAUGAUAAUGCCCUUUUUUAGUGUAAGAGACAUCACCACGCGGUAAAACCUCUCUGCCAAUAACAGCUAGUUUUCCGUUUUCCCCUCCCCAAUCCGACCACUCCCGGACAGUCGUAGCAAAUUUCUUGCUUGAGAAAUUGCUCUUGCUAAGAAGCUAUUUUAUUUUUUUGACCAUUUUGAUUUGAAAACAAUUACAGUAAGGUACCUAAUUGUUACCCAGAAAGGAUUUGAUAUUAAGGUAAAAACAGCUGCAUUGGGCCUUUUUAAAUAAAAUAUAUCAAUCAAGGAAUCAUGUUGGUUGUUUGGGUCUCUCAGCAUCUGAUAUGUCUUCACCCUUCCUACAUUAUUCUUGUCUUUCUCCUGGUCCCUCCGGCAGGCUACUGGCCAUCCUACAACGUGCCCUUCCAUGCAGACAUCUACAACCUGAGUGGCUACGGGGUCAUGUGGAGGAAGCAUGGAGAGGACUUCUCCUACGACCUCUGUGCCAGAGCCAAGAUCUUCCGCAGGGAUCAGGCCAGGGUUACAGACCUCGCCUCCCUCAAGCACAUCAUGAGAUACAACAGUGAGUGCUGCAGUAUGAUUUUAUCAGGAAUGGGUUGGUAACUGUAGUCCUUUUAUAAUUGGGCAGAUGCAGGCAACGCCAGGCCUGGAGGACCGCUGGCCCUGUAGUGUCUGUAAUCUUUUUUGCUAUAGCCAUAAUCGGGCUGGAAAGAAUCGGGCCUUUCAUUCCGGGCUGCUCAAGCUAUCCCUAUAAAUAGAAUGAGAAUUCAGUCUGAGAUUAAAUUAUUCAACCCCACAAGGAGGAUGGAUCAUCUUGCUGUGUGGGUCUACUAGAUUGUCACGCCUGCUGUUCCAACCUCUGAACUCAGUGCUUUUGAACUGUGUCUCCAGACUACAGGAAAGACCCUUACUCCAAGGGCCAUCCCUGUAAAACCAUCUGCUGUCGCAACGACCUGAGGCUGAAGAAACCACGUCCAGGAGGCUGCUAUGACACCAAGGUCAGGGUUCAAUUACCACCAUGUCCAGGCAUUCUCACUCAUAAAAUAACAAUAUCAAAGGGAACAUGAUGGCACAAUUUAUACUCCUACAGUACAUCAUAAUACUAAAAUAACAUUCAGGUAAAACAAAGGGCCAUUUUUAAUUAUCAUUCUCUCUCUCCUUCUCCCUCUCUCCCUCUCCUAGGUGACGGACUUCCAUCUGGCCCAUCAGUUAGCAGCGGAGGCAGUGAACGGUCCCACCACUCAGGGGGGCCUGCUUCCGUUCUCCUGGAGCCACUUCAACAGCACAGCCCACAAGGGUCUGCCG